Brenthis ino (lesser marbled fritillary) is the source of this 624-nucleotide messenger RNA. Lineage: Eukaryota; Metazoa; Arthropoda; Insecta; Lepidoptera; Nymphalidae. The record is from the annotation of a GenBank genome assembly.
AUGAUAGAAACGGGCUCACUUUAUGAUCGUUGGCAGUUGAUGGGAGAGGGACAUGAUACAACUUCAACAGCUCUUCUGUUUACUCUAAUGUUACUGGCCAACCAUCAAGAAGAACAGAACAAAGCCUUUGAAGAAUGUUUCCGAAUUUUUGGUACAUCUAAACGGACUGCUACAAUGAGUGAUCUAGCAGAGAUGAAGUACCUAGAAAGUUGCAUCAAAGAAUCACUGAGGCUUUACCCACCUGUAUAUUAUAUAUCAAGGAGCUGCGAUGAACCACUUUAUUUAAAAAACUACAAGUGUCCGCCUGGAAUUGAUUGUGGUAUUUUAAUUAUCGACUUGCAUCGACGCAGUGAUCAGUUUGUGGAACCAAUGAGAUUUCGUCCAGAAAGAUUCAUGGAAGAGCCUACUUGGCACCCUUUUGCAUAUAUACCAUUUAGCGCAGGACAUAGGAAUUGCAUAGGUCAAAAAUUUGCAAUGAUGGAAAUGAAGUUAGUGUUAUCAGCGGUGCUGCGUAAAUAUCGGCUGUUGCCCGUUACUAAGCCUCAGGAUAUUCGUUUUAUCCUCGAUAUAAUUCUGAGACCAAAAGAUCCCAUUUAUGUUAAAUUUGAAGAACGGUUUACAAUA